UCUCGAAGUUCUGAUCCGAAGGAAGAGAGAUUCAGGAGGGAGCCAGAGUGAGGGAUACAGAGAAAGAAGAAGGAUAAAGAUUUAAAAUUGGAAGAGGAACAAUAGGAAGGGAAGGGAGAAAACCCUAAUUAAUAGAUAAUAGAAAGAGAUUGCAUGAUCGAUGGAAAAACCCUAGAAGAAUCAUCGGAGCAGGCAGGCAAGGGGGCACAAUCGACGACGCCGUAGAUGCUUGUUGCGGUUGGAGCGUCGUGGGAUCUGAAUUGGUUCCUGCAACUGUUGCUCUCCGUCAUCGUCGUGGCCGUUGGGGUUCACUAUUUCGUCAAGGCCACCGCUUCCAAGUACUUCUUAGUCGACGCCAAUUUCGAAGGGGACCACCACGCCCUCGCCGCCGCCGACCCAAUGCCCGGCGCUCUCGCCGCCGCCGCUGAUCCUCUCUGCGCCGUCUGUGCCACGCCCGCCCCUAAGAAAUGCUCGCGCUGCAAAGCUGUCAGAUAUUGUUCACAAGCAUGUCAGCAGUCGCAUUGGAUGUCUGGGCAUAAGACAGUGUGCAAGAAUUUUCAUGGGACCAAUGCAAGAAGCUCGGCUCAGAAUGGGGUAAUUAAUCGUGGGUUUAAGACUUCUGCUGCUGGGGGUAAAGGCUCGUCGUCAAUUGCACUGAUACCUGACUGUGGAGAUGGAGCAAUUUCCAGGCCAAUCAAGCAGGCUAAAGAUGUUCUUUUUCCUUACGAUGAAUUUGUCAAGUUUUUCAACUGGGACAAGCCAGGAUUUCCUCCUUGUGGACUAUUGAAUUGUGGAAACAGUUGCUUUGCAAAUGUGGUUCUUCAGUGCCUCUCAUUCACAAAGCCACUUGUUGCCUACUUGUUGGAGAAGGGCCACCGCAGAGAAUGCAGUUGUAAUGAUUGGUGCUUUCUAUGUGAAUUUGAAAAUCAUGUUGAAAGAACAAGGCUAAGUUCACAGGCGUUUUCUCCUAUGAAUAUUCUCUCUCGUUUGCCUAAUAUUGGUGGUACACUGGGCUAUGGAAAACAAGAGGAUGCUCACGAGUUCAUGAGGUUUUCCAUUGAUACGAUGCAAUCUGUUUGCCUUGAUGAAUUUGGUGGAGAAAAAGCUGUCCCUCCUAACCUUCAGGAGACCACCCUUAUUCAACACAUUUUUGGUGGUCGUCUUCAAUCUGAGGUGAUUUGCACAAAAUGUGAUAAGAUUUCAAAUCAGUAUGAAAAUAUGAUGGACUUGACAGUUGAAAUUCAUGGAGAUGCUGCCUCCUUGGAGGAAUGUCUAGACCAGUUUACUGCCAAGGAGCGGCUUGAUGGGGAAAAUAUGUAUAAAUGUGAGGGGUGCAAGGAUUAUGUCAAAGCAUGGAAACGCCUUACGGUGAAAUGCGCUCCAAAUAUUCUUACAAUUGCCUUGAAAAGAUUUCAGGUCUUGAGUGGGAGGUUUGGAAAACUUAACAAGAGAAUAGCCUUCCCUGAAACUUUAAAUCUUAGCCCUUAUAUGAGUGAAGCUGGAGAUGGAUCUGAUAUUUAUAAGCUAUAUGGUGUUGUAGUACAUAUUGAUAUGCUAAAUGCUUCAUUUUUUGGUCAUUACAUCUGUUACAUCAAGGAUUUCCAGGGAAACUGGUAUAGGAUUGAUGACUGGAAGGUUAUGACUGUGGAGGUGGAAGAGGUACUUUCUCAGGGAGCAUACAUGCUCUUGUAUAGCAGGUGUAGUGCCCGGACAUCAAGCUUUCAAAUUCAAACUAGCGAAUCUUCAGGGAUAGCAGAAGUUCAGACAGAAGUGGAAGUGGAAAUGGAAGUGGAGCCCGGACAAACUGAACAAGAUGAAUGCCUCUCAAAUAUGAAGGCUUUGACUUGUAGUAGAGGUUCUGAGGUUUUGCCAUCUGAUGCUAGUCCAGAAUUGAAGGUUUCUUCCAGCUAUGACUGCGAGUCUUCUGCUGGAUUGAACUCACAAGCCAAAAGAGAACAGUUUGAGGAUGUGAACAUGAUGGAUGUUGAUUCAACUGGUAUUGCAAAUGAGCUUUCUUGUGGUGCUGUUGAAUCAUCUUAUGUGCCUAUUUCUCAAACAGACAGUGAUUUGGGGGAUGUGGAUAUGGGCAGAUCAUUAGAAGAGACUUCAGGCUGCAAGCAAGAGCAAGAUGAUACUGAUAUGGUUAGGUCUGGUUCUUGUUCGGGUCUACCAAAUGGCUCUUCCUUCUUUGAUAAGCACCCUUCCGUUUCACGGGAUCAUCAAAACAUGGAAGAACAUUCAGAACAUAUAGAUGUGGUUAACUGCAAGUUGAUUACAGCUAAAGAUAAUGCAUACUAUGGUAAUGGAUAUGUCAGUGCAAACGAUUCUUCAAUGCCAGUUGAAGACGCAGGCACACAAUUUUCUGGCAUCAGUUCUUUUCCCACUGAAAAUGACAAAGGAAAUGGAAUUAAGAAAGUGGAAAUAUCAGCUGACAUUUAGGUGCAGCUAUUUUUGUUAUUUCUUCAUAUCAUUUAAUUAUCCCAUCAUCGAAAUAGGUGGUGAGUUGGGAAAUUUUUGUCCGGGGUUUUCAUUAUUUGCAGGAACCUUGGAUUUUAUUUGUAACAUUUCUAGAUGGAUAUCCUAAUUUAAUUUUACUGAUAGAAUACAAGUCCUUUGCCCUUAUUCCCUCCACUCUUUGUACAUUAGAAACAUAAUUCUUCCAAGUUGCUGC
This is a messenger RNA of Glycine soja, 2671 nucleotides long. Its product is annotated as ubiquitin carboxyl-terminal hydrolase 18-like. Bases 226 to 2439 code for a protein of 737 amino acids. NCBI's taxonomy places the organism in Eukaryota, Viridiplantae, Streptophyta, Magnoliopsida, Fabales, Fabaceae. Gene Ontology annotation, cellular component: cytosol; nucleus. Gene Ontology annotation, molecular function: cysteine-type deubiquitinase activity; cysteine-type endopeptidase activity. The record is from RefSeq and is a predicted model, not a curated record. The transcript is spliced from 11 exons. Gene Ontology annotation, biological process: protein deubiquitination.